CUCAGCCAGGGAUGGUUAUGGCUUUGGGGGGUGGGAAAGGGAGUAUGAUUUGUAUGGUGGGCAAGAUGAACAGGCAUAUCCGAAUGACAUGCAAUUUUUCCCCAUAAGCAGGCAAUGGGUGAGGGGGGGGGAGGUCUAGUCAGUGGGAGGAUUAUAGGCACAAUGGUAAUGGGAUGCCGAGUUUCUAUUUCAGAAAUAGAGAAGAGGAGGAGAGCUGGCGGCAAUGGAGGAAGGAAAAAGAAAUGAGGAUGGAAGAAGCAGGACCUUCUCGGAGACAUAGAAGUGGAACGGGGCAAGCGGCACAGAAGGAGGUGGCGGUUUCACAGGAAGUAAGAGCGGCAGGAGGGGUCAGAGAUGCAUCUGUUGCAGGGGGUACAACUCCUUGCAGAAUCGUGGUCAUAGGCCAUUCAUUUGUUUAUUGGGCAAGCAGACAUGCAGCAGGGCAAGAAUGGGGGUUACCGGAGGAAAACAUGAAGACUGCAUGGCUGGGCUGGAGAGGUAUGAGGUGGGAACAAUUGAAAGGUAGGUUGGUCUCUACCCUCCGACAAUGUGAAUUUGUUGAUCUGCUAGUGAUACAUGCAGGAGGAAAUGACUUGACAGUAGGAAAGACUCCAGCACUAAUAGAGGCCAUGAGACAAGAUAUGGAGGAGGUGAUAGGAAACCCGAAGGUGGGGAAGAUAGCAUGGUCGGACAUUAUACAAAGGGGAGAAUGGAGAGGAGCAAUUGACCCUAAAGGUGUGGAGAAAGCAAGGAAGAAAGUAAACAGAGCCAUGCACAAAAUCAUGUAUUCCUCCGGUAAUGGGAUAAUAAGGCAUGAGAAUAUAAAAUACAAGCAAAGAGGUCUUUAUAGAUACGAUAGAGUGCAUUUAUCACGAGAGGGUUUGGAUUUGUUUUUGAAAAACAUUGGUAAUUUUGUGGAGGAAUGGUGGAGGUCACGGGCCAGAUAGGUGGGCCAUGGAAAAAGGAUAGUAGGCACCCUUCCCUAUUUUUCCAGUGGGUGGCGUCAGCACGGCUCCGGAAAUGGUGAGAUUUACAGUGCAGGCCUACCCUUGGAGAGUCACUAGCGUGGAUCAGACUGAGACUGCACAGUCUUGUCUGAGUUCAGCUGAGAGGCUGGGUUAGCGCCACUAUUGCACAUGAUAGGGAGCAAGAGGAUGGGUAACCGUAGGUCACAGAGUGCGUUUUGCCCUGAAUCUCUGCUCCCUGUAAGUCGGUAAAGGUAUGGGCGGAGGCCCAGAGGAAAUGAUAGGAGCCGCAGCUGUGGGUCAGGGGUGCCUAGUCCUUUGGUGAAUUUGUAAAUAAAGAACGUGACCUCCACAGAUUUUGCCACUAUUCAUGUGUUUGUGUUUUUAUUUAAUUGAAAUGUUAUGAUUCAGUUAAGGUAAAGUUAAAAGAAGGGAGUAGGGGGAUCCUUAGCCUA
Molecule: messenger RNA, 1420 nt
Organism: Xenopus laevis (African clawed frog)
Lineage: Eukaryota; Metazoa; Chordata; Amphibia; Anura; Pipidae
Exons: 2
Coding region: 174-947 (257 amino acids)
Source: RefSeq, a predicted model, not a curated record